GUUAUUUCGUUGAUUCACCGUGCCGCACGUCGAUCGUUAUUGCUCCGUUAAUAAUUCGCGGAGGCCUUCGUUCCUUCGUGAUGGCGCGUCGUUAAUAUUUAAUGAUAACAUCUCCGGUUUCACGUGAGUUUACUUACGCUGCGCAGUAACGUCGUGAGAACGUUCGAUUAAUCGCGUUUAUUGGUGACCAAACUGAUCGUUUCGAUAGUCGAUCGACAACAGAACACGAAAACGAUCACAGUCGUACGAACAAUCAUGAGAAUCGAUCUGAAGGAAGCGGCAAGCGCAUGAUCGAGGGAAGCCGAAAAGAUUACUUGAUCCAUCUGCUGGUAUUUCUGCAUCAGCACCGAUGCCUCAAAGCCCAUACGUGUAUAAUCAGCAGAUUCCUAUGGAUAAUGGUAUAGUACCAGAGUAUGGUUACAACAUGCCAGAACAACAGCCUCCACCAUAUGGCUUUAAUAUAACGCCGAUGCAACAUUACCUACCUCCUGAAAGUCGUGGUGAUGAAUAUGCAACCUCACAAUUUGCGACGCAAUUAUUGACACAGCCAGUAGUUACAAACAUGGCUGUACAAUAUGGAAAUGUUUUGGUUGGAUCUGGAAAACAGCAAUUUGAAAAAUAUGUGCCAGUUUCAGCUUUAAAAUAUUAUUUUGCUGUCGACACAAAUUAUGUUGCUUCGAAACUAGCUUUGUUAUUUUUUCCAUUUACUCAUAAAGACUGGUCUGUGAAGUACGAACAAGAUGCUCCGUUGCAACCACGCUAUGAAACAAAUGCACCAGACAUGUAUAUUCCAACAAUGGCGUUUUUAACAUACAUAGUUUCAGCUGUAUUAGUUUCAGGAACUCAGGAACGUUUCACUCCAGAACAGUUAAGUAUUUUGGCCAGUACUGCUCUUGCCUGGGGAGUCAUAGAAUUAGUUGUGCAUAUCGUAAGCCUCUAUGUGAUGAAUCUUGAGACAAGUCUUUCAACAUUAGAUUUGUUAGCUUACUGCGGUUAUAAAUAUGUCGGUAUGAAUACAGCUCUUCUGGUUUCCUUAUUAUUUCGAAAAUUUGGCUAUUACAUAGUUUUAUUGUACUUCAGCGCGUCUUUAGGGUUUUUCCUUAUACGGUCACUAAAGCUAAGAGUCAUUCCACAAAAUAGCCCGUACACAGCUUCUGGAAAUAAGAGGAGACUCUAUUUUAUAUUAUUUGUAGCAGGUAUUCAACCUGUGCUAAUGUGGUGGUUAUCUUAUCACUUGGUUUAAUCAGUAAUAAUAUGGAAGGAAAUUGAAAUACGUUUAAAUAAAAACGAAAUAUGUAUAUUUAUUUGAUUAUUUACAUCAUAUGUGCAUUUUUAUAAUAAAAAUUUCUUCCAAAAAUUA
This is a messenger RNA of Bombus pascuorum, 1360 nucleotides long. RefSeq names its product protein YIF1B (gene Yif1). Gene Ontology annotation, cellular component: COPII-coated ER to Golgi transport vesicle; endoplasmic reticulum-Golgi intermediate compartment; Golgi membrane. The coding region runs from base 350 to 1243 and encodes 297 amino acids. Lineage: Eukaryota; Metazoa; Arthropoda; Insecta; Hymenoptera; Apidae. The record is from RefSeq and is a predicted model, not a curated record. The transcript has 4 exons. Gene Ontology annotation, biological process: endoplasmic reticulum to Golgi vesicle-mediated transport.